AUGCUGUCGACAUCGUUACGCCGGGCGGCAUGGAUUCCCAUGCCGCUGCCCGGGAUCACUCGCUCCGGUCAGAAUGUUACCAACAGCCUGCUGGGCGCAACCCGACCUUUGCACCAGCGCCGGUAUUCCUCCUCUUCCUCUAAACCGCCUGUCCCGCCCAGCGAUGGUUCCCGACGACUGGACACCACUCCCGCCAAGGGCGUGAACUCUUCUAGUGAGAAGAGCAAGGCCACCCGCCGUCGUGGAAAGGAUGGCGCUACCCGACAAGCAUCGUCAAAGUCCGGCCAACAACAUGCGGCUUUUUCCAAUCUCCCCAGUGUCCCCUCCACACAGCACCGACAACCGCAUGAUGUGCAUGUGGCGUCGUUCUUCUCCAUCCACCGUCCAAUCUCGGUGACAACCACUGUGCCCCCAACUUCGACCACCGACGCCUUCGAAGCGAUCUUCUCCUCGAAGAGGCCCUUGAAGAAUGAGCCGGAGGACGUCAUCUUUACUCUUUCUUCGGCUGUUCAGAACAUGGAGCAUGGCCAACAAGCCAUGUCAGAGUCUGAGGAGCAGUUCCGAACCUUCAGCGAGCAGGACGGUGAACUCCGCAUGCUUGACGGCCCUGAGGCUAAGCUGUCUGUCGAGGAAUACACCCGCCGUCUUCGACCCUUCCAGCCCCCUCCUCCCCCAGUGCCCAUGGAUGCAUCCGCCACCGAGGCCGCUGAGUCCACAGAUUCCCAGGUCGACAAUGAGUACCAGACCUACUCUACCGUCCUGACAAUCCGUGAGGCUCGCGGCCUCGAUGGUCGCAAGACCUACGAGGCCCACACAGGCCCAUUCGUUCGCAGCGAAGAGAUGGAGGCCCCAUCCAGCAUGCACGAGGAAAUCUCCAUCGAGGCACCCGCUGAUUCUACUGGCGCGACAUACAUGGAGCGCUUGCGCAACAACCGCACCAUGCACGCGCUCAGCACCAAGAGAAGACGCCAAGCCAAGAUGAAGAAGCACAAGUUCAAGAAGCUGAUGAAGAGAACACGUACCCUGAGACGGAAACUCGACAAGUAG
Molecule: messenger RNA, 1047 nt
Organism: Penicillium salamii
Lineage: Eukaryota; Fungi; Ascomycota; Eurotiomycetes; Eurotiales; Aspergillaceae
Source: the annotation of a GenBank genome assembly